Molecule: messenger RNA, 586 nt
Organism: Aspergillus vadensis CBS 113365
Lineage: Eukaryota; Fungi; Ascomycota; Eurotiomycetes; Eurotiales; Aspergillaceae
Exons: 1
Coding region: 43-258 (71 amino acids)
Source: RefSeq, a predicted model, not a curated record
CUAAAUUAAGAGACUCUGGUUCGGAAAUGUUUUCAACGGCCGAUGCAUGGCCACGAGGGCAACGGCGCUUAUAUCAAACCUUGUUGGUUUUAUGCGCGUCUCACACCCACUGCCGUCCGCGAAUGCCUGUUAGACAGAUUCCAAGGUAGAUUACACAGGCGUGUGGCUAUAUCUGCAAGGCUGCUUUUGGGUGUAGCGCCUGUGCUGCCCAUAGGAUAUAGCUUGCUGGCCUGGGGGUCCCAUGUUAUGCCCAGCUGACUUGGUUGAAUGUUGGAGGGUUGUUGCCUGUGGAUUGUCUGUGAGAUAUCGGGAAUAUUGAGAUUAUGCUUUCUGUUGCUUUGGAGGAAGGCUUCUUUCUCGUCGACUUCAGUCCUCACCGGUUAUCUCGUGUGGAGGCAGUGUAUCUGGCUAUCCAACAUAUCAAUGCUUGCGUGUAUCAACUGGACUGGAUUGAUUCAGCAUGGCUGAGAGGGAUUCCUGAGGGAUGUCAAGGCAGACUGGUUAUAUUGCUUCUCAGAAUUGGAACUGAGUGAAUAGGUGGUGAUUCAGUGAGCAUCAGUAUCUGCAAUAACUGAGUGGAUCUUUC